Messenger RNA from Hippopotamus amphibius kiboko, 4631 nucleotides. Its product is annotated as zinc finger protein 160-like. NCBI's taxonomy places the organism in Eukaryota, Metazoa, Chordata, Mammalia, Artiodactyla, Hippopotamidae. Bases 208 to 1815 code for a protein of 535 amino acids. The transcript is spliced from 5 exons. The record is from RefSeq and is a predicted model, not a curated record. Gene Ontology annotation, biological process: regulation of DNA-templated transcription.
CCGGAAGCGAAGAGCGUGGAGACCAGGUCACCGGGCCGGGCAAAAGUUUCUUUCUAGUGUAAAUUUGUACAGCCCCCGCCCCCUCCGCGCCGCACCCUUCGCUGUGUAAAUCCAGACGUCGCCGUUGCAGAUUCAUUCCUUGCCUGAGUGAUUUCUUCUUUUCAUCUUAUAUAUUUGGAGUUUUCUUCGGUCAACCUCUAAAGACUCAUGUUGUCUGAGGGAAAAGCCCGUAAGAGGAGGAAGAGGAAGGAAAAGGAGUCAGGAAUGGCUCUUUCUCAGGAACCGUUGACGUUCGAGGAUGUGGCCAUCAAAUUCACUCAGCAAGAGUGGGAAUGCCUGGACCCUGCUCAAAGGGCCUUGUAUGAGGACGUGAUGUCGGAGACCUACAGGAACCUGAUCUCCCUGGAUAUCUCUCCUAUACAUGUGAUCAAGCAAUUACAACCCAAAGCGAACAGUGAUAAAGGAGAAGUAUUCCAAACACUGAUGUUGGGAAGACCUGAAAGCUAUGAAAUCAAACAUUGUCACCUCAGGGAAAUGCUGGAAAAUAUGUACGACUCUGAGUGUCAGUGGAGAGAUGACGAAAGAAAUUACAAAGGAAUGCCUGUAACGUAUAACAGAAAUCUGACUAAUAGAAGAGAUCAACAUGGUGGAGGGGAUGCAGAAAUCAAGCCCUUUGGAAACAGGAUUGGAUUAAACGUUCCAGAUAAAAUGCAGAUGUUUCAAAUUGAUGGGAUAAUUUCUGAAUGUUAUGAUAUUGAGAGGUCUAUCAGCAGUAGUUUCUCAUUUGUACCACUUCAAAGAAUUCCUCGUAGUGUCCAAACCAAUGUUUCUAAUGUAUAUAGGAAUGAUUUUAUGCAUCCUUCAGUGAUGACACAAGACCUUAAAGCACACAGGGAAAGACCUUAUAAAUGCAAUGAGUGUGGGAAAGCCUUUCUUAAGGGCUCAAACCUCAUUAAACAUCAGACCAUCCAUACAGGGGAGAAAUUACAUGAAUGUGAUGUACGUGACAAAUUCUUUGCUCAAAGUUCACAGCUUGCAUGUCAUAGGAAAAUUCAUCCUGGAGGGAAAUGUUACACGUGUAACGAGUGUGGCAAAACCUUUAGUGAUGGCUCCACCCUUGCCAGACAUCAGAUAAUCCACCCAGAAGCAAACUUACAUAAAUGUGGUGUAUGUGGUAAAACCUUUGGUCAAAAUUCAUACCUUGUACGUCAUCAGAAUAUUCAUGCUGGAAAGAGAAGUUACCAAUGUAAUGAGUGUGGCAAAACCUUUACUGACAGCUCAAACCUCAGUAGACAUCAGAAAAUUCAUACAGGAAAGAAAUUAUAUAAAUGUGAUAUAUGUGAGAAAGUCUUCAGCCGAAAUGCACACCUUGCUGGUCAUCGGAGGAUUCAUACUGGAGAGAAACCUUACAAAUGUAAUGAGUGUGGCAAGCUCUUUAGUCAACAUUCACAUUUCAUAAGUCAUAAGAGAUUUCAUACUGGAGAGAAACCUUACAAAUGUAAUGAGUGUGGCAAGGCCUUUAGUGAAAAGGCAAUCCUUUUAAGUCAUCAGAGAGUUCAUACUGGCGAAAAACCUUACAAAUGUGAUGAGUGUGGCAAGGUCUUUAGUCAAAAAUCACAUCUUCGACUUCAUUGGAGAAUACAUACUGGAGAGAAACCUUUCAAAUGUAAUGAGUGCGGCAAGUUCUUCAGUCGAAACUCACACCUUACAAGUCAUCGGAGAAUACAUAUAGAGAAACCUUUUAAAUGUUUUGAGUGUGGAAAAGCCUUUACUCAGGUCUCAACCCUCACUAAACAUCAGAAAGUCCAUACGUGAGAGAAAUUGUGUAAGUGUGAUAUAUGUGGGAAGGUCUUCAAAAUUCACACCUAACUGUUGUUAAGGUAAUUCAUACGAUGGAGAAACCAUACAGAUAAUCAGUGUGGAAAAGCUUUUGUGCAUUAAGUCUCACUUAUAUCAGAUUAUUCAUACCAGAGAGACACCUUACAAAUGUAGUGAGUGUGUGGCAAAUUCUUGAGUGUGCUUUCAAGCCAAACUUAGCAUUAGGUGAUCCAUACUGGUUAGAGCACUUAAAAAUAUAAUGAAGGUGGCAUUGUUUUAGGAGGCCUUCACAUCUUAGGCUUCAUGAGAAGAUUCAUGCUGGAUAGAAGCCAGAUAAAUGUAUUUAGUAUAGUCAGGCCUUUAGAAAAUGAGUUCAUUCUAGGAAGAUGCCUCACCAGUGCCAUGAAUGUGAAAAAGCUGUUCUUACAGUUCACAUCUCCCCAGUAUUCAGGUAAUCCACACUGGUCAGAAUGUUACAAAUGUACUAAAUUUUGCAACACUUUUAGAUUGUGCCUUAAACUCAGGGAUCACCAGAUACUUCAUACUUUAAAAUGCAGCAAGUAUGUCAAAAGUUAAAUUAUUGCUCACUCAUCAUUAGAUGUCAGAAUAUUUAUCCUGGAGAAAACCCACAGAAAUGUAAUGUAUGUGGCAGGGGUCUUACCCAAAAGUCACAAGAUAGGAAUAUACUGGAGCCAUACCUCCCAAAUGCGGAGGUUGUGGGAAAACCUGUACCUUGGGUUCAAGUACUCAGCAAUUGUAGAAAGUCCAUGUUGAAGAGAAGCUAUGGAAAUGUGUGAAUAGAGACUUUAUCCAGGCCUCACAGUGCACUAGGCUUCAGAGUACACAUCUUUGAGAGAAACCACAGAAAGUAAUAUGUGUCCUAAGGACUGUACUUGAAGAUCAAAACUGAAAUACAGAGGAUUUAUGUUGGAGAGCAGGCUUUCAAAUGUAAUGAAUGUUGUAAAGUUUUACAUCAAGUAUCCACACCUUUGGUGUAAUGACAGAAUUCUUAUGGGUCAGAAAGUAUACACGUGGAAAAACUUCAUGAAACAGUGCGUCCUUGGGGUUUACCAAAGAACUCAUAUCUGGGACAGUCCUUACAAGCGUAAUGAAUUUGGUGAAUUUUUUGAGCAGUUCUUAAAACAGACGACACAUCAGAGAAUGUAUACCAGGAAUAAAUAAAUCUUUAGUUCUCUGAAGUUAACCUGAGAUAUACUGCAGAAUCAUUACAAGUCACAACAUGUUAAAACUUAUGACAUGGUGUGUAUAUGAGAGGGAAAAGGACGUGUGUGAAAAUGGCUGAUUAUCUUCAGUAUAUUAAAAUUUAAUUAUUUGAAUUUUCUUGAAAAGGCUACUUACUAUUUAUGCUUUUCAACUUAAAGUUUGAAGUAACAGGAAAGAACAAAUCUGACUCUAGGGACUUCCCUGGUGGCGCAGUAGUUAAGAGUCUGCCUGCCAAUGCAGGGGACACAGGUUUGAUCCCUGGUCUGGGAAGAUCCCACAUGCUGCAGAGCAGCCAAACCCAUUCACCACAAGUACGGAGCCUGCACUCUAGAGCCUGCGAGCCACAGCUGUUGAGCCUGCAUGCCACAACUAGUGAAGCCCACACACCUAGAGCUCAUGCUCUGCAACAAGAGAAGCCACUGAACUGAAAAGCCUGCGCACUGCAACGAAGAGUAGCCCCUGCUCUCCGCAACUAGAGAAAGCCCGUGCACAGCAACAAAGACUGAAUGCAGCCAGUAAAUAAACUGAUUUAAAAUAUGUUAAAAUCUGAGUAUAUUGGACCUUUUACUUUUACUUUAACAUUUGUAUUCUCUUGCUUUUGCUACAGAUUAAUCACUAAAGGAAUAUUGCCUAUAAGGUUAAAUUAUACAUAAUGGGCCAUCUUUGGGAAUCCUGCUUCCUGUGUAAUUCAUUUUAAACUAAAAUACCUUUGUUUACCUCAUGGGAAAGCUGUCCAGGUUCACCUGUGAAUGGCAUCAAGAAAGAAGAAAUUAAAACAUCCCCUCAGGAGUCUGACUGGAACCAGGACUUUACUCCCUCCUCUUUUAGUAUAAAAGAAGUCCAGGUUUAACUCAGAGAAGAUGAUUGUUUGGGACAGUAGUCCACCAUCUUCUGGGUCUGCUGGCUUUCUGAAUAAAGUCAUUAUUCCUUGCCCCAGCAACUAGUCUCUCAGUUUAUUGGCUUGGCCUUGUUAAUGUGUUGAUCAUAUGCAUUUGUUACAGGCCUUUCAUGAUGGUCUCUGGAAAGAAAUCAGUAAGAUGAGGUGGCUGACUUCAUUAGAUGUGGUUCAUUCACAUCCAUGUUCCCUGGAAAAAACAGAACCCUGAAUUAUCAAAUUGAAUAGGGUGUGAAUGAGCAUCAGGGAGGAGCAGAGAAUAACGUAAAACCAGGACAUGAAUCAUCGUACUUAUUACAUUCAGGGUGCCCUUCUGUAGAUAGUCCACAGUGGGUUACAGGGCAGAAUGCUCUACCAGCUGACCUUGAACAGAGCAGGCAGGAUAUUAAGGUACUGGGCUUUUCAUGGGAGGAGAGUGACAGGUUGCUAGGGACUGAUUAUGUGGUAGGAACAAUGCUCAGGAAAAGUUGGUCACCUUCUCCAUUAGAUGGUAAUAACUUGUAUGUAUGAUUAAAGAAAAAUUAGUCUUAUUUUUGGAAACUGAAGACAGAGCAAUUAUUUUGAGCAUUAAAUUUAAUCAGAACCAGAAUAAUAUGUGUAAAUGUAUGAUUCACAUUUAACUGCUGCCAUUACCGUUUGCUAAUGUUGUAUUCAAAGAACUACAUUCUGAAUGUAUCAUGGGUCUCCUGUUUUA